Molecule: messenger RNA, 1713 nt
Organism: Colletotrichum fioriniae
Lineage: Eukaryota; Fungi; Ascomycota; Sordariomycetes; Glomerellales; Glomerellaceae
Source: RefSeq, a predicted model, not a curated record
AUGGAUUUCAAGUCGACUGAUGUCCUCAUUGUUGGUGCUGGCCCGGUCGGCCUGGUGACUGCCCUCGGCCUGGCACACCAAGGCAUUCCCACAAUCAUCAUUGAAAAACGAGAGUUGGAGGUUCAGGAGUCCUUUGGCCGAGCCAUUAGUCUCUUUCCCCGCACUCUCGAGCUCUUGGAACAGGUCGGCGUCGCCGAAGAAAUGGUUCAACAGGGCAACGCUGUACGGGGAAUCGCCACCUUUCGGGAUGGCAAAAGAGUCUCAGCCGUGGGACAGCAGUCAAUGUUCACUGCAAUGACCGGAACGUUUCACGACUAUAUCCUCAACAUUCGGCAAAAGUCUUCCCAGGCCGUCUUUUCGGCCAAGUACAAGGAAAUUUCGGGAACUGAGGUCCAAUACCAAUGGGAACUUGUUGACUAUCAAAUCGACGACAAGCCUCAAGACAAUUACAAUCUCACAGCCGUGCUCCAACAUCCUCAGCAUGGAAUACGCUCGGUGCGGUGCAAAUACCUGGUUGGCGCCGACGGCGUACAAUCUCAAGUCCGACAACUUGCCAAGAUUGAAAUGAUCGGCGACGAAACGGCAUACGAAUGGGUUCGUUUCGAUGGCCGUGUCAAGACUGACAUUUCUGAGGUUGAUCUUGGCUUUGUGACAAUCAAUAGCGCCGAGUACGGCAGCGCCUUCAUAGCUCGGCUUGAUAAGGAUGUGUGCCGCCUCGGAUACGUCUUCACCCCGACGCUCAAGGCCAAGUAUCCCCAAGGUCUAAGCAAAAAACAGGCUCUUGAGGAGGCGAUCAAGUCCGUUCAACCGUUCAAGCUUGAAUUCGAGCGGCUCGACUGGCAAAAGGUAGCCACAACCAUGCGGAAGGGUGACUUCGUGUUCCUUGCCGGCGACGCUGCCCACACACACUCCUCUGGCUUCGGCCAGGGUAUGAACACGGGAAUUCACGACGCCAUUAACCUCUCCUGGAAGCUCGCUGGAGUUCUUAGAGGAUGGUAUCAGACUUCAGUGCUCGAUACAUACUCCAAGGAGCGCCGUGCCGUCGCGCAAAAGGUCAUUGAUAUUGACAAGAACCUGGCGGCUGUGAUGUCUGGCGACGUGCCCGAGACGUGGAAUGGAUGCAGCGGCAAACCCGAGCCGAGCAAGGUGCUGGCCGACAUAUUGACGUCCAACGCCAGCUUCAACCUUGGUCUCGGCGUCAGCUAUGGGCCCUCCGUUCUGGUCGACAAGGCCACUACCGGCAGUUUGGCCGUUGGUCAUCGCUGUCCUGACAUUCUUCUCAGAUCACCUGGCCCGUCUGUUCCCAUUCGCCUGCAGAGCAUCAUCCACAAGAAUACUGGGCAGUGGAACAUGCUCGUAUUUGCUGGUCGCCCUGGUCAGCAGACAGCAGAGGUGGUUGCACUUCGUGAGACUCUCCAGUCUCUCAACCUGGUCAAUAAAUACGCCCAGAUGUUGAGCUUCACGACCAUUGUCACUGGUAAGAUUACUAGCACGUGGGAUGUGUUUGAUGGACUUCCUGCUAGUUUGGUGCUCUGUGAUGUCGACGGACAGGGACACAAUACCUUUGGAAUCUCAGCCAGAAGCGGUGGUAUUGUUAUCUUACGCCCAGACGGCAUCCUGGCUGGCAUUUACCCGGUCGAGAAUGUGCAGGAUGUGGGACUUUUAUUCAACAAUUUUUGGUCUGGUAGCGCCAAGACACUCCCUCAUGUUUGA